Molecule: messenger RNA, 3116 nt
Organism: Halichondria panicea
Lineage: Eukaryota; Metazoa; Porifera; Demospongiae; Suberitida; Halichondriidae
Exons: 22
Coding region: 156-2918 (920 amino acids)
Molecular function (GO): protein binding
Source: RefSeq, a predicted model, not a curated record
GUACUCCCCCUCAGUAUAAUUUGUACUGUGUGUAGAAGCUAGAUCUAGUACUAUAGAACUAUGUUUACAUUGUCUUAGCACCAGUCUACGACUCAACUAUAUGCUUCCACCUAGGCAAGACACAAAUUAAACCUACUGUGGUUAUCAUUUAAAUCAUGAGGAUCACAAAACAGCUUCUAAAAAAGUAUACAAACUUUCCCCUGAAUGAGGUGGAGUACGUUGAUCUUUCGGAGAAUGAAAUCGUUGCUAUAGAAAGGCUGGAGGUAUGCAGGAGACUGCAAACACUGGUGCUAUGCAACAACCUGAUAGACUCCGUACGGAACCUCUACCACUGUCGACAGCUCUGGAGCAUCAACCUCGCAGGAAACAAGGUGAAAAGCCUCAGUGGGUUGUCAAGGUUUCCUGUUUUGGGUAUCCUCAAAAUUGGCUACAAUCACCUGGACUGGAAGGAGCUGAAGCACCUCUCUCACAUGACCAUCAUCUCACUCACACUGCUAGGCAACGAACGAUUGGACUCGGACCCUCACUAUCGUAAGCAUGUAGUGGACACGUUGCCUCAUGUUUGGAUGCUGGAUGGGAGAAUAGUCUCAGCUGAAGAAAAGAAAAAUUUAUCCCAGUUCUUCGUUCAGUCUCAAUCUUCAGCACAGCCUGUUAGACACAAAGCUACUGAGUCUGUGUUCGUGCCCUCUUCCAUGAAGAAUCUACUUGUCACUGGAGUGUUCGGAGAUAAGACAACUCACCUUAUGGCCUGUUUCCCAGUCAAUUACACACACAAUGUUGAAAUGGACAAGAAACGACUAUCAUACUUGGCCUACUCCAUCCACCAAGAGUUGCAGCUGCAGCAGCGGUACACACACCACACCCCCCUCCUCCCGGACCUGGAGGCACUAAUAGAGGAGAGAGAAAAAGAAACGGAGCAGUGCAACAUGCUCCUACUGUUGUUAAUGGCAGGGCUUGAAUAUGAUCUUCCCCUCAACCUCAUGAGAGCCACACUGGAGACAGCCAAAUUAAACUUUAUUGGGAAAGUGAGGUGUGUGGACUUAUUUGGGCUGCCAGCUCACAUGACCCUGGACUAUGCCUCACUACUCCUCAGUGCUGCAGCUGUUGACAGAGAAGAGAAGAAGCGUGAAGGGAACCUUUAUCUGGAGUUGUACAAGAGUCUCUGUGUUAUCAUGGAAAGUGUACAGAAUAAGAUGGGCUCACUGGAGAUAAGUUUUACAACAAAGAGCCCAAGAAAAGAGAAAGAAGCAUUCUACUUGCAGUGCCACUGUCUACUUGCCUCUGAAGUGAUCCACCUGAUGUGCUUAGUGCCAAUGUUCUUCGAGUCCAUGGAAUCAAGUAAAGGCCUCAUGAGAAUGAUGGCAGUGGCUACCAAGACCUCAAAUGUGUCGGACAUCAUAGGAAGCAUAGCUUGGAAGGUCCAAUCGCGAGGGGGUGACGUUUGGGAUGUGUACCAUGAUGUGGCCAGCUAUCUGCUUGAAGCAACCAGUGCUAACGUGAAAGGGAACAGAAGACUCAGACAUCGCCAGACUGUUCAACGUACGACUUCACAACUACUACAGUCGACUCAAUCCAAGUCUCCUGGACGAGCCCUGAGAGCAUUAUCUGCUGGUGCCGUCUCAAGAAGACCCCGAACCAGAGUUUCGUCAAAGAGUGCCACCAACUCUAGAUCACACAGGGAGCCAGAACUGGGAGAUUUGGUGCUUGUCAGUGACAAUCAAGCUGCAAGGAUUGUUGCAAUACAAGAAUCUGGAGUAGCCGUUCUGCAAAUGAACUCCAAAAAAGUUUUUUCUGACUCGUACUUUUACACUGACACAAGUGGAUUCCUCUGGGAUCGACAGCUUGGGUGCUGGACAAAGGACAACCUGGGAGCUGACUUGAGUCGUAGUCGUCUCACCCCCUCCCCUCCCCCAGCCCAUGAUCACUCCACUCUCACUCUCCCUAGUUCAUCUUCUCUGGACGGUAGCGAGUACACACUCAAGACUGAAACCUCUGACAUCAGCUCCUAUUAUAGUCCAAUCCCGUAUGGACGACCAAUAUCCCAACUGAGCUAUAGGUCAGAUGACCUGCAGACUAUACCUUCACAAGAUGAGCUGGACGAGUCUGCAGAAGAGGAUGAGUCACCCGUCAUGAGAGUGGAUGUAGCCACCUCCGGUACUAACCCUCCUGGCAGUCCCCAACUUGAGCACCGGAGACAUGUCCUACAGCAAUAUUCUGCUCACAACCUUGAAACAGAACCAAUCACGGCGAGCCCCGAAUCUGUGACUAUCCUAAACAAACCAGUACCUGACAGUGAAGAAACUGAAAGAGACAUUUUAAAGACCUUACCACCUAAAGUUCUUCUUGUGAAUACCUGGGAAGCUGAGAAAUCUCUUCCUAAUUGUUCUCAGUCUUCCAAUCCUCACAGUUGCCAUCAGAUGGAAAGCCUAAAAGAGAGUGCUCGGAUGGAACCUCACAUGUCUCCCAUGGAUUCGUACACCUCAACCAGACCGUUUCAACUAAGUUCCAGGGCCGGAGAAAGGACGAGACAUCAAUCUUCUGUCAAGUAUGACGCUUGGGCUGUUGCUAAACCGAAUGGGAAUGUGAAAAACACUAUUUCCUCUUCAAGAAGGCUGAUGACAAAGAGGCUGCCCAAGACACCACCAGUCACAAGGAAAUCAAGAGCAUCGAGUGCUUCCAGUAGCUACAGUACACCUGACAGCAGGGGGAUCUCUAAAAGCUCGACUGUUGUAUUACAGCAGAGACAAUCAAGAGCCACGCCCACCAUUACCUCACAACUACAGGCGUACCAAACACAUGCACAGACCAGUGUGGGAAUGUUCCACUACCAAUCUCCAGCUAAGAGUCACGCUGGACCAAACACUCGCAGGCUGGGUGACAUGCGAAGCCUGUACGUUGGAGGGACAUCAAUUGGAUGAAGAUUUAAAUGGCUCAAAUCUUCACUGUUCAUGUGUAGUAUAUACAUGUAAAUUUAUUUGUGUGAGUAGCCUAUACCUACGUAUGUGCACUGCAUUACCGGUAUUGGCGUUUUUUUGCUUCUCUUUUUAGUUUUGUAAACUGGACACACAUGCAUGUAUGCAGCAUAAUAAUUAUGAAUGUCUUCUUUUAUUUCCCCA